This is a messenger RNA of Guillardia theta CCMP2712, 1170 nucleotides long. RefSeq lists its product as hypothetical. Lineage: Eukaryota; Cryptophyceae; Pyrenomonadales; Geminigeraceae. The transcript has a single exon. The record is from RefSeq and is a predicted model, not a curated record. Bases 1 to 1170 code for a protein of 389 amino acids.
AUGGACACGCAGAAGAAGCAGCGGAUCCAUGAGCUAAGGCAGCGACUGCAUGCAUCACGAGAGGGUCGACGAGGACGAGAAGGACAAGUUGAUCAGGAUGAGGAGAGAGAACAAGGCGAGGAGGAGCAGGGAGUGCAGGCAGAGACCGAGGAAGAUCACAGGAGUGGUAAGUAUGACCAUGAGAGCAAGACGCCGCGUUUACGGCCUCACGACGUGACGGGGGAGGAGCGAGGGGGAGGAGACGAAGGGGCAAGGAACCAUCGAUCGUUGUUGGCUCAGCAGAUGAAGAAACAGCUCGCGUUGGACCAGCCCCUGACCUCCGACCCUCCACGCGAAACUUCUCGAGCUCACCAGCAUUCCUCCAUCCACUCGGAGAGCGACAAGAAGAGGAAACUGCAGGCGCGCCCAUCCGAGGAGAGGCCCUUGACAAGGGAGGAGAGAGAGAGGAUGGAGGCGAAGCAUUCGCCGUCCCUUCCUCGCUGCCUCGGCCAUGUCGCAGGUAAGAAGGCUGUCGUCUACUCCGUCGGGUCCUUGCCUCGCUCUGCCUCCCAGCACAAGACCAUCGUCCUCCCCACCACCCGCGGUGAGCUGCUGGCCUUGGCCACCACCGCGCUCAGGCUCCGCCCUCCAGCCCAGCGCGUGUUUGAUGCCAACAGUGGGACAGAGCUGCUGGACCCUUGGCUGCAGGAACUUGUGGAGGAUCACAGCAUGCAGGGCGGGGCGUCAUGGUUGAAUGGGGCGCAUGCCGACGUUUCUUUUCUGCUCGCAGUGUCGCAUCACGAGGAGUUUGCUCCUCCUCGUCUUGUUGCCCAUGAUGCUUCGCCUCAACAUGCCGCGAUGGUUGCCCAGGUGCCGGACGGGGAGGCACCGGAGGGAGGCAGGCAGGCGGUGGCUGAGCUUGAGGAGCGGAUCAGAGAGCUGGAGGACGAGAGGACGAAGCUGAAGAAGCAGCUCGACUUCAAGAGCCGGGCGCUUGCUGCCUCCAUCAAGAGGGAGCGGGAGAUGCAGGAGCGCGAAGAAAUGUUGAGGAAGACGGUGAAGCGUCCCCCCUCCUCCUAUCUUUCGCCCUCCGCUGACCCCAUGCAGGUCGCGACCCAGGCGGAGGCUCACAGGCUGGAGAUGGAGGAGCUGAGGAGACGACUUGACAUGCUGGAGGCGAGGGAGGAUUGA